Messenger RNA from Aspergillus japonicus CBS 114.51, 982 nucleotides. Its product is annotated as NmrA/HSCARG family protein. The transcript is spliced from 5 exons. The record is from RefSeq and is a predicted model, not a curated record. NCBI's taxonomy places the organism in Eukaryota, Fungi, Ascomycota, Eurotiomycetes, Eurotiales, Aspergillaceae. The coding region runs from base 1 to 972 and encodes 323 amino acids.
AUGUCUCCCCGCACUGUUGUUGUUAUUGGCGCCACCGGCUCGCAGGGCGGUUCCGUCGCCAGGGAACUCCUCAAGCACCCAGAACGCUACAGCGUCCGGGCUGUGACACGCGACCCCAGCAAGCCCGCAGCUCGGGAGCUGGCCGCCCUGGGAGCAGAGAUUCGAGCCGCCGAUCUGAGCGACGGGGCCGAGGUGCUCGCCGCUGUGUUCGCCGGCGCCGAGGCGAUCUUCGCCUUGACGGACUUCUGGGCAACCCAGUCCACCGAGGCCGAGGUUGCGCAAGGCCGGGCGAUCGUGGACGCCGCGGCCCGCACGUCGACCCUGGGCCACUUCGUCUGGAGCGCCCUGCCCGACCCCGAGCAGCUCUCGGGCGGAGAACUCCUGCACAUCCACCACUGGAAGGGCAAGAGUCGGGUCACCGACUAUAUCCAGCAGCAGUAUCCGGCCCUGUGGGCCGUGACCACCACCGUGCUCUUCCCCAACUACUUCGAGAAUUGCCUGACGCACCCCGACCGGUACCUGUCCAAGCCUGAUACGCACGGAGUGUAUAACAUGAGCUUCCCGCAUAGCCCGUCCACCGUCAUGCCGAACGUGUCGAUCCGGGAUACCGGGAAGCUGGUGCAGCGGGUCCUCGAGUCUGGCUCCACGUACUUCACCAAGACGAUUGCCUUCUAUGCGCAAGCUCUGGCGGAAGCCGACAAGCUGGCUGCCAUCGGUCAAAAGUAUAACCUCCCAACCAAGUAUCACACCUUGAACCCGGAUGACUAUCAGCGACUCCUCGAGACGCGGGACGGCAUGUCUCCCGAGAUUGCGCUGGACUUCACCGAGCAGCUGCUCAUGUUCGAGAAGUUCGGCAACGUGUACGACACACCGGCGUUUGUGCAGGCUAAAGAGAUCCCCGGAUUGGAGCUUCAAACCUGGGCCAAAUUCAUGGCAGAGAAUGAUCUUCUUGUCUACAUGAAGAAGUCUUGAGGGGUUUUUG